Molecule: messenger RNA, 2463 nt
Organism: Candida dubliniensis CD36
Lineage: Eukaryota; Fungi; Ascomycota; Pichiomycetes; Serinales; Debaryomycetaceae
Gene: PDC2
Product: Pdc2p
Exons: 1
Coding region: 1-2463 (820 amino acids)
Cellular component (GO): nucleus
Molecular function (GO): DNA binding
Source: RefSeq, a predicted model, not a curated record
AUGGGUUACACUAUAAAGCAAAAGAUAGGAAUCUGUUUAAAAGCAGAAGCAAAUCCUGAAAUGACACAAUCUGAUUUGGCACUUUGGGCUAUGAAAGAAUAUAAUUCCGAAAAGCCGCCAUCACAGACAACAAUAUCACGGAUAUUGAAUUCGAAAAAUGAUAUAAUCUCGAGGAAAGAAUCUGAAUUUGAACUCAUAAGAAGACGUAAACGGGCAAACCCAUUAUUACGACGAAUAUUAACUGAAUGGAUCACCCAAGCAAAUUGGGAAGGAAUACCCAUCACCACACCAAUUAUUCAACUGACAGCCAAUGCCAUAUGGACUCGAUUACCUAAAGAGGGACAAGAAGGUAAUGGUAUAUUCAAUCAAAAAUGGUGUUCUCAUUUUGUGAAAAAAUUGAACAUCAACAUAACAGGAUCACCACAGGACAUUUUAAACAAUCGUGGAUACAAUUUAAACAAAGUUUGGAAAUUGGAUGAAAUACUAGAAUUGAAACGAUAUUUGCGAGACAUUGUUGCUCAAGAAGGCUAUGCCCCUCAAGAUGUGUUUGUUAUUGAUGAUUUUCAAUUGUUCUAUUCCUUGCCAUUGGAUCAAAUAUUCGAUGUUUCCUCUAUAGACAAGGGCAUUAAACAAUCAAACUCAUCGGCUGAACAUUCAUUAACAAUCAUGCUAGGUUGUAACAUUGAUGGAUCAGAAAAAUUGACACCAAUAAUUGUCGGGAAAUAUGAUAAAUUUGAUGUUUCUAAAAGUACUCAUGUUAGUUUAAAUUCAAUGCAAUUUGAUUCGGUGUCCUAUCAAACUUUGAUGAAUAAACUUACGGAAGUUUACAAUAUUUUUUAUAAAUCAAAUACCAAUAAAUGGAUCACUUCAUCCAUGUUUCAAAAUUAUUUGACUAGAUUGGAUCAUAAACUAUCGAAUUCAAGACCAAAUGGACGGAAAAUUUUAAUUAUUUUGGAUGAUUGUUCGUCUCAUCGUAUCAUAAAUUUGAAAUUCAAUAAUAUAAGACUUUGUUAUUUGAAAAAUGAAGCUAAUCAUAAAAAUCCUUACAAUACAACCUAUUCUGGAAUCAAAUUUGAUUAUUUACCGAUGAAUUUUGGAAUUGUUGAAGAAUUCAAAAUAUUGUACCGAUUACAACAAUAUUUGGAAAUGAUCAAUUUACAAAGAAGUAAAUCACAACUUGGAUCUGAUCCAAUGAUUGAAGAUAACUUAACUAGAACUCCAGUGGCAACCGCGGCUACUGCUUUAGAAGUUUUAUCAGAAUCAGACUAUCACAUAUCUUUGAUUCGAGCAAUUGAGUGGAUCAUAAGAUCUUGGCAUUCGGUAUCGUCUGAACGGAUUUUUUCCUCAUGGAAAAAGACACAUUUAUUUAAUUUACUUGAUUGGCCUAGUGGUGAUUCUGGACAACUAGUCUAUUUAAAUCAGCAAUUGAGUACUUUAGAUGAAAAUAAGAGUUUGAAAAAAUUGAAAGAGGUUAUGGGUUAUUUGAAUGUGGUUAUUCCUUGGGAAAUUGAUGAAUUAGUGGGGUUAGUUAAUGAGAGAGGUAAAGUUACCUUGAGUUAUGCUUCUAUUGAAGAAAUCAUUGAUAGUUGUUUGCUGGAACCCGCUGACGAUUAUGAUGAAAUAGUGGAUGAUGAUGGUCGAUUUGAAAAUAAAAAGAAUGAACUUGGUGAUAUGUCUGUUCAAGUUGAUAAUAGCAAUGAUCCCUGGUUUACUGUGAAUGAAAUGAAUGAAUUUCAAAAUAGUCCAUUCUAUAAUAACAAAUCCAUUGAUGUAACAGAACCUUUAGGGCUGAUAUCGCCAGGUAAUGAUAACUCAACUAUUCCAGGAUUGGAAGGCAAACCCCUUUCGGCCUUAUCAGCCUUGGAAACAAAUUCAACAAGCGUUGUAAGUGAUUCUUCACUGGUAACUACGCAAAAGUACAACAAUAUUAACUCAUAUCUAAGCGGUUCAUUGAAGCACAAGUUGGGGGUGUUGGAAAAUUGGAAUCGGAAGAGAGGUCCUGGACAAGUACAAGUACAAGAGCUACGGAACCCACAGGAUCAACCACAACCACAACCACAACCACAACAGCAACAGCAAAUGUCAGGGUAUAAUUUCUCUCCUAUAUCGAAUAUUGAAUCUCCAAUUGCCGGUGGUGGUUUGACUAACCCCAAUGUUCAGUUUGGUAAUGGUGCAGGAUCUUUUGACAACCAAACCCCGUUGUUUAUGAAUAAUUUGACUUCACCACCACCGGUGCCACCAGUACCAUCACAAGUACCGGCUACUUCAUUCUCUCAAGAUGCAUCUGCAUCACGAGCAGUGAGAGCUCCUAUUAGUACACCUGCUAUUGAUGUUGAUAUGGCUGCUGCUAUUACGAAAAUUCUUGAAUAUUCCGCAACAAACACAUUGAAACUUUCACAAAGUACAAUAGAUGAUUUGGAUUACAAUUUACGAGUCAUUCGAGCUAGACUUGAUCAAAGAUGA